Molecule: messenger RNA, 1220 nt
Organism: Leptinotarsa decemlineata (Colorado potato beetle)
Lineage: Eukaryota; Metazoa; Arthropoda; Insecta; Coleoptera; Chrysomelidae
Gene: Grip163
Product: gamma-tubulin complex component 6
Biological process (GO): spindle assembly; meiotic cell cycle; cytoplasmic microtubule organization
Cellular component (GO): microtubule organizing center; spindle pole; gamma-tubulin complex
Molecular function (GO): gamma-tubulin binding; microtubule minus-end binding
Source: RefSeq, a predicted model, not a curated record
UGAAUUUGAUGUAUAUCGAUUAUUUUCAUCGUUGGAUAUACAAACACAUUGUCGACAAUUCGAUGGAGUUACCGGUGUAGACGGGUGUACCAACAGUUGAUUUUAAAAACUUGCCCCAUAUAGAAAAUGUAAAUUGAGUAUCUGUGUACUCUUCACAGAACUAAAAUGUGAUUGUGGCAACAGUGGUUUUUUUCGUUGUUUAUUUGUUAUUGAUAUGUGAGAGGUUAUGUAUGGGUCAGUCAACAAAUUUCAAAUUAUGGAUAAUGAUGAAAAUGCUGAUAGUGUUUUCAAUUUAAUAACGAGUCUAUGUGAGAAAUUCUCAACCGACCCACAAGAAAUUAAAUCAUCCAGAUCAAAAUGCUACGAAAUUCUACUAGGAAAGAGAAUCCCUGUAUUCAAAAAAAAAUUCCAAGACAAUAAAGGCACUGAUGAUCCUUAUUGUAACUUAUUAUGUUGGCAAUUCAACCUUGCUCAUGAAUAUAACUUGACAGAACAUGCUGAAGAAUUGAGUACUUGUAUGGACAGUUUUGAAUCAAACUUUGAAGAUUUCAGGAGUAUCAUUACUUUUUUAUACAGUUUAAGGAAUGUACCUACAAAAAAUAAAAAGUCGCUGGAUCUUUCAUCCUUGCCGUCUUUAGAAGAAUUCGAAAAUUUCAAUAACCUCUUCAAGCUUCCUGAAUCUUAUUGCACUGAAUCUGAAAAUCUCUCCGAUGCUAGUUCUACAUUAAUAACUUGUGGGUCAAAGGUUCACGAGAUCAAAGAAUCUCAGUCCAGAUUUUCACUAGAAGAAAAAUUAACUGCGAGUUCUACCAGUCUCAGAAAGAAAUCAGUUAUUUCCGAGAAAGGACCUCUUCAACCCAGCUUAUCACUUGAAUACAAGUUCACUGAUUUAUUCAAGGACGAAGGGUACCAUUCACCUUCCUUAGGCUUAGAUGAUAAUAUUUGGGAGCUAGCUUCCAAGCUCAAGUAUUGUGAUCGAAAAAAUUGGGAGAAUUAUGGGUACCCAGAGCCGGACAAAGAAAAUCCAUUUUUAUCGGAACUUGGGGCGUUAUCCUCAUUGUGGGUUGAGAAUUUGGAGUCGUUGUAUAUGUAUAAAUUGUUCAAAGAUGGUUCAGUCUUCACUUCCAAAAUGGUAUCGAGAAGGUGUUUCAUCAGGGACUUGAAGUACUUAUUAGGUAUGUUAUGUAUAUUUUGAUAGCAUUUCUUGAAGUGAAUUUGGU